CAGAGGCAGAGAGAAGUGGGCCCACCAAGCCCCCCUCUGCCUCGUGCUCCUGGAUUCUUGAUUGGAUUGGAUGGGCGACAUCACAGCACCUGGGGCUGGGCGAGGUCGCAUAGGAGUACUGUGGAUUCCUGGAGCUCGCGAGCUGCUUCAACUCUAAAGGCUUCUACCCUUGCCCUGCGCGAUCUGUGUCAGUAGAAAUGGGAGAAAAUUGUGAAAGCUGUAGAUCAUGGGUAGACGACAUUUACUGGACCCGUUUCCAAUUCGUCCAUUUUGCCUACUAUCUUCCCAAGGGCUUUGAUCGACAGCUUACACUGCCCAGAAGUUUUUCAGAUAAUUUAAGAAAGAAAUUGCCAGAUAAUGUGACUCUGAGAGGUCCUGGUGGCGAUGAGUGGAAUGUUGGAUUGACAACCACAAAUGAUACCUUGCAUUUCACGCACGGCUGGCAACAAUUUGUUGAAGAUCACUGUUUGGAAGAGAAUGAUCUCCUGGUCUUCAAGUACAAUAACGAAUCGCAGUUUGAUGUUCUAAUAUUUGGCCGGGGUGGCUCCUGUGAGAAGGCUGCUUCUUAUUUUGUUAGGAAAUGUGGGCAUACAAAUAAGAGAAUCAGAGGUAACCGUUUGAAAGAAGUCAAUUUCCGCUCUAAUAUUCCCACUGAACAUGCUUCGCCUGAGAAGUUUGUGCAUGGAGAGAGCAUGGGAGUGCCGGCUGUCAUCCCUUCUGAAAUUAGUAGCAAAGAGGCCCGUGAUGCUGGUGUGGAAUUUGCCUCCCCUGUGACAGCAAUUCCAGUGGCAGUUGCGGAUGUCCAAACUAAGCAGAGGGGAGGAACCAGAGGAUCUAAAACGCGCAGGGACAGAGCUAACUUGAUUGCUGAUGCUGAACCCUCAUCUGCGAGCAGAAGUAAGACGAAUGAAAUUUAUAUUUCAAACAGAAGGCCUGUUACAGAAGAUGAGAAAACGACUGCCCUCCAAUUAGCUCAGGCAGCGUGUACUGACCAGGGUUUCUACAUAAUCAUGCGUCCCACACAUGUAUACAAGAGAUUCUAUGCGUCAAUCCCUAGCAAGUGGUUAGCGGAACAUCUUUUUCCUCACUCUGAAGACGUCAUAUUGCGCACGGGAGGGAAUGAAUGGCAUGCCAAAUACAGCUUUGAACAUGGUCGUCGAACUGGAGGACUGACUGGUGGGUGGAAACAGUUCGCUCUGGACAAUAACCUGGAAGAAUUUGAUGUGUGUGUGUUUGAACUAGUUGGUCAAGGCAAGCCAUUGAUCAUGGAUGUGACAAUAUUCAGAGUUAUUGAGGAUUAUUCUCCUCUGCAGAAUGUGAGUUAUGGAGGCAAACGAGGCCCGAAUUGCAUCCAAUCAUGGGAGGUCGAUCCUUAAAUCUCGCGGAUCAUUGUAUUUUUGAGGAUGUGUACUAAUGUAAUCUUGGGUUGUAAGCUAAAUGGUAAUUUUUUUUUUCUUUUUAUAAAUGAUAAUCUUUCGCCCGCAGACCAUGUUCAAGUUUUAUUUGUGUCGUUGGGAUGAAGUAGACUGGAUAACUUUUCUAUGGGUUUGUUGAAUAUGAAGUGGAAAAUUUGUUCAAAAAA
Messenger RNA from Neltuma alba, 1582 nucleotides. RefSeq names its product B3 domain-containing protein REM16. NCBI's taxonomy places the organism in Eukaryota, Viridiplantae, Streptophyta, Magnoliopsida, Fabales, Fabaceae. The coding region runs from base 198 to 1376 and encodes 392 amino acids. The record is from RefSeq and is a predicted model, not a curated record. Gene Ontology annotation, molecular function: DNA binding. The transcript has 5 exons.